This is a messenger RNA of Emericellopsis atlantica, 1043 nucleotides long. RefSeq names its product Isochorismatase-like protein. The transcript is spliced from 4 exons. The record is from RefSeq and is a predicted model, not a curated record. The coding region runs from base 251 to 979 and encodes 242 amino acids. NCBI's taxonomy places the organism in Eukaryota, Fungi, Ascomycota, Sordariomycetes, Hypocreales, Bionectriaceae.
GGGACGGACCCCCUAUUCGCUUAAGCAGAAUAUGCACGUAUCCAACAAUCUCCCUACGUCCGAAACCAUCCCCUCAUCAGUCAUCAGUCAUCAGUCAUCACGAAUACUCGGUACAAGCUGGUUCACACUCAUGUGUGUCUUAUUCAAACGUCUCACUUUAUCUCACACUGUCUUAGUUACUCGUCCCUUUUUAUAAGAGGGAGAGAACGAAAAAAAGAGAUCUCCUUUUCAAGAUCGUGCUAUUCCUGGCAUGUUGCCCAGUACUUAUAGAACCCUCCUCCUCCCACGAAUCCGACCAACUCUUCUUGCAUCAUCCUCGACGUCACUCACAAAGCGCCUUGAGCAGGGUCCCUUCAGAUCAAACAGAAGCAUGGCGACCAAUUCGAGCAAUGCGCACCAGUUGCGUCUCAAAAACCCGACCAUCUUCAUCUGCGACAUGCAAGAAAAGUUCCAGGCCGCCAUUCACGAAUUUGACAAGAUCGUCCUCACCACACAGAAGCUCCUCGCCUUCUCCAAGGCCUUCUCCAUCCCCGUCACAACGACCACCCAGACGGCGGCCAAGCUCGGACCCACCAUCUCUGUCCUGGCCGAGCAGCUUCCAAGCGCGCCGCACGACAAGACCAAGUUCUCCAUGGCCAUACCCAGCGUACUCGACUCCCUGCCCGCCGUGUCGAGCAUCGCCCUCGUCGGGAUCGAGAGCCACAUCUGCAUCACUCAGACGGCCCUGGACCUGCGCGACUUGGGCCACAGGGUCUAUGUCAUCGCCGACGCCGUGAGCAGCUGCAACAAGGGCGAGGUCGUCGUUGCGCUCGACAGGCUCCGGGCGGAGAGGGGCGUCACCGUCACCACCAGCGAGAGCUGGAUGUAUGAGUGUGUGGGCGAUGCGUCCCACGCUGGCUUCAAGGGGCUCAUUGGCGUCGUCAAGGGGGCGGCUGGUGAUACGCGGACUGCUCUUGGGGCGCUACCCCCCAAGAUCUAAUAGACUAGGCUAGCCUUCGUCUGGGUCAACUGGGUCUGGUCAUAAGCAUACACAAGAAUAAUAU